This is a messenger RNA of Aspergillus fumigatus Af293, 915 nucleotides long. The record is from RefSeq and is a predicted model, not a curated record. NCBI's taxonomy places the organism in Eukaryota, Fungi, Ascomycota, Eurotiomycetes, Eurotiales, Aspergillaceae.
AUGACCAACCAGAAUCCCGCUGAAACACUGGAACAGCUCCGACAAUUGGAGCAAGAGAAUGGCGACCUGAAGACUUGUCUCGCAAUCAUACGCAUAAGCGAACCUAUCUCUUCUUCAGAUGCCAAAAAAUUCAAUUCAUCGCUGUCAAAGCGUACCUCUGAUGUUUCGGCCAUUGAUAACCCCACUCCUGCUUCCCUGGAAGCAGAUUUGACGCACUACAAGGAACUCUUCGCGAAAUUGCGCUUUUCCUAUGUCGAGCAGGUAACAAAAGAAAAAUUCCUGCGAGCAAUCGUGGGCGAUCCUCCCCUGGUCGUCGGACAUAAUGAAAACGUAGAGUUGGAAGGGCAGUUAGCAGAGGUGAAAGCCGAGCUUAAGUCGCGCAAGGAAGAAGUUAGGAUCAUGAUUGAAGAUAUGGAGAAGAUGGGUCGGGAUCUGGCGAGUCGUGAGUGCCUUUGCCCAUUAUGGCACGAAGAGGCGCUAAGUAUUGCCACAGGGUACAAAAAAGUGCAAUUACAGAUGACACAGCUUUCAACACUCCCAGAAUCGAUAGAGAACCUUGAAUCCACGAUUGCCGGACUGCGUGCGAAACAGGUCGCCACGAUGGGCACGACAUCUUCGCAGAGCCUUCCACUGCCAGUGACACUGUCUCUCUUGGCCGAGCGCGAGGCGGAACUGGCAGCAUUAAACCGGCAACUCGCGGCAGUACAGAAUGUUCUACCACGCAAGACAAGAGAGGCCGAAGCAAUGGAAAGAGAAUUGAGUGUACUAGAAAGACGCAGGAGCGAAGCAACCGCACAAGCACGGGAAGCACAGAGAAUGAAACAGGAAGGCAAGAGCGACGGCCUCGAAGAGUUGGGCAGGUGGUACAAGAGCGCAGAGGAAACACUGAAAAGUUUGGUGGGUGUCGAGGGAUAA